Nelumbo nucifera (sacred lotus) is the source of this 1101-nucleotide messenger RNA. Its product is annotated as AP2/ERF and B3 domain-containing transcription factor At1g50680-like. Gene Ontology annotation, biological process: regulation of DNA-templated transcription. Lineage: Eukaryota; Viridiplantae; Streptophyta; Magnoliopsida; Proteales; Nelumbonaceae. The record is from RefSeq and is a predicted model, not a curated record. Gene Ontology annotation, molecular function: DNA-binding transcription factor activity; DNA binding.
AUGAUUUCAGACACUGGAAUCAGUGCACUUGCCGAAGGUUCGGAUUCAAACAGCAGCAAUAACCCAUUCCGCCCAUCCAAGCGUCGAAGACAUGACGAAGAUAAUAAUCCAACCUCUUCCGUGAGAUUCAAAGGAGUCGUCUUACAGCAAAACGGGCAUUGGGGAGCCCAAAUAUAUACCAACCACCAACGGAUCUGGCUUGGGACAUUCAAGUCAGAGAAGGAAGCAGCAAUGGCUUACGACAGUGCAGCCAUCAAGUUACGAGGCGGAGACUCUCACAGGAACUUCCCAUGGACGAACCUCAGUCUACUAGAACCAACCUUUCAGGAACUCCAUACCACGGAAUCGGUGUUGAAUAUGAUUAAAGAAGGUACCUACCAGUCCAAGUUCGCGGAAUAUGUGAGGACUCGGUCAUUAGGGAUGGACAACGAAAUCGGAUUAAACCUGGUGAGGGGUCGUGUCAACAAUGAAAGGGGUUUCUUGCGUCAACAACUCUUCCAAAAGGAGUUGACACCAAGCGAUGUGGGGAAGCUGAACAGGCUUGUUAUUCCAAAGAAAUAUGCCGUCAAAUACUUUCCUCCGGUUCCUGAACAUAGCUCCGAGGAAGAGGAUGAUCAUGAUCAGGGUGGCAGUGGGGUGGAUGAUGUUCAGUUGGUUUUCUACGACAAGUGGAUGAAGUCGUGGAAGUUUCGAUACUGCUAUUGGAAAAGUAGCCAGAGCUUCGUAUUUACCAGGGGUUGGAGCCGAUUCGUUAAGGAAAAGAAACUCAAGGCUAAGGACAUUAUUACAUUCUACAGGUGCGAGAGGAGGGAAGGUUGUUUCGGAGAGGAGCCUACGUUCUGCAUGAUUGAUGUAGAGUACAAUGAAAGCCAAGGCGUCGACUCUGCAGGUUUGAUGGGGAUGCAUGUGGGCCUUCAACUUCAACUUGGUUUGUCUCUGCCACCGAAUUACGAGUUUGGGUCGUCGGACAGGGAAUAUUGCAGCAAGUUGCCGGAGGAUGACAAGACACCCACGAUUUUGGAAUCACCAGAACUGCCACCAGGCCCACCGCGGGAAGAGCAGAAGGAUGUAAUUACACUUUUCGGUGUAAGAAUCAGUUAG